Messenger RNA from Chenopodium quinoa (quinoa), 1032 nucleotides. RefSeq names its product tubulin-folding cofactor A-like. NCBI's taxonomy places the organism in Eukaryota, Viridiplantae, Streptophyta, Magnoliopsida, Caryophyllales, Amaranthaceae. Gene Ontology annotation, molecular function: beta-tubulin binding. Gene Ontology annotation, biological process: tubulin complex assembly; post-chaperonin tubulin folding pathway. The coding region runs from base 322 to 663 and encodes 113 amino acids. The record is from RefSeq and is a predicted model, not a curated record. The transcript has 4 exons. Gene Ontology annotation, cellular component: cytosol; microtubule cytoskeleton.
GAAAGAAAAUCGCUGGAUAUGAACGGAGGAAACGAAGAACUGAAGGGCUACUCCAUCUUCACUCCUCCUGUCCUCCAGUAGAUCGACCUCCGUUCUUCGCUGCCGCGCUGCGACGCUGCCUCAGCCAGUCCAGCCUCCACCGCCCUCUAUUAGUCAGUACAACAGUACUCAGUAGAUUGAGUCAUUGACCGUCCUCGGUGGCUCGGUCAGUUGGUCCUCUGUCCUCACCAGUCAACACUUCACUAGCUGCGCGCUGCCUCACGCCCUCACCGUCCGACCGUCGAGCCUCAGUCGUCUUCGCUGCAUCAAAUCCAUCAAUGGAUGUCGACCUUGAGAAACUUGAAGAUAAAGACUAGCACUUGUAAGCGCCUUGUUAAAGAGCUAAACUCGUAUGAGAUAGAGGUCAAAAGAGAAGCUGCUAAAACAGCCGAGAUGAAGGAGAGAAGCGCUGAUCCUUAUGACCUUAAGCAACAGGAGAAUGUGUUGGCUGAAUCUAGGAUGAUGAUUCCUGACUGUCGCAAGCGCCUGGAGUCUGCACUGGCUGACUUGAAAGGAACGCUGGCGGAGCUGGAAGAGUCUGGCGAGAAAGAAGGACCAGAUAUCGAUGAUGCUCGAAGUACCAUUGCGGAUGUUGAGAAAGUGUUCGAAAGUGGAGAUGCAUAGUAAAAAAUUUGAAUCACAAAUUAAAUUCUAUCUAAUGUAAGAAGUUGUGCGGUCAGGAAAGAAGUCUGUUGAGGUUUUGUGGUGAAAUUGUAGAAAUUGCUGAAGCCGCCAGUUCUCAGGUGUGGAUGGUGCAGUUUAUAUAUUUUCAUUUAUUUUUAGCCAAUGACAUGAACUUCCUUGCUUUUCUGGCCUUUUGAAAACUGACUGAUCUUCUUAUUGACUUAGAAAAUCAAACUCAAUCAGUGGUUCUUAAUACUUUAUACUACGUAUUGAGUGAAUAAUUGAAAGUAAUUACCUUAGUUUGAUGUUGCAUAUCAAGAAAUUGUGUAAAACUUUUGAUCUUAAUGUUCCAUUCUGAUUUUUACUGAA